AUGGGUAUAGCUGAUCUAUGGCCUGUCGUGAGUCCAGCAUGCGAUCCUAGGGUGCCAUUCCCCAUAUUCUUGUCCAAAUUUAUAGAUGAUCAUGGCAGACCGCCCCGAUUUGCCAUCGACGCUUACAUGUUCAUGUUCUACUCACAGCUACCAGAUGCCAAUCCAGAGGAUCAAGUGAUUCAGGAAAGAGUGAUUCGUAACUUCAUGGCGAAGCUAUUCUAUUUUGUUCAGCACAAUGUCUCGUUUGUCGUUGUGUUUGAUGGCAAAUUCAAGCCCAGCAAGCUACGGCACGGCCACAUCCCCCAAAUACCUGGGUCAGUGAACUACGAUGAGAUCCUACAUCAUUUUCAUAGGGUGCACUCUUCCAAUUACAGCGAAGGGCUGCUGCUUGUGGAGAGACUAAAAAAAAUUCUACAGAGAAAUUGCAUGGAUAUUGUUCAGGCACCUGGAGAAGCUGAGGCCGAAUGUGCGUGGCUACAGAAGCUUGGUGUAGUGGACUACGUAAUCUCGGACGACUCAGAUACACUUGUUUUCGGAGCUACUAAGAUGAUUCGUCUUUUCAAUCGUGUUAAGUAUAUGAAUGAGGAGGGUAAGCCCGUCUUGAGUAACACAGACUAUUAUGUGACUCCCGUGUACAUGGAUAAGGUGACAGAGGUUACAGGCUUAGACAAGAACAGGAUGGUAUUACUUGCAGUUCUUCGAGGCGGUGACUACUCUACUGGUGCUGAAGGUAUAGGAAUUACUCGUGCCAAAGAAAUAGCUUUGUGUGGCACGAACUUACUAUCUAGUCUCCCUAGAAAAUCAACGCAGGACUUUGGUUCUCUUCCGGACUUUUCCAAGAUGUUUGUCGAGACUUUUGUUGAUCAAGAGAAGGCGCAAGCUCUAUCGUUGCAGAAUCACAAGUCACUCAAACUGGAGCUUGAUCGUGCUGACAGUUUGAGAGCAUUCAACAAAUACUUGGACUCAUUUUUGAGAGAACAACAUAAGGAUGUGUUUGGUCGUCUGACCACAAUGAAGAGUGAGGUCAAGGUGGACGAUUACUAUGCGUUACUUUACUUUUUUCCUCUAGUGAACAGAAAAGUCUUCAAGUUCACUCCGUUUUCGACAAGUUUUGGAGAGCUUAAAGCAAUUGAUGAUGAUAUGCCUGGACUCACUCCCAAUGACUCCACUCAAACUGUCAAAAGAUACAACUACGUUUGUGAUCCCGGAGAUAUUGGGGAACUGAUAGUGAAGCAAGGAAAGUUCAUAUUUGUUGGAAAGGGCAGAGGAGUCACGUUGAAGGUGAACGAGUAUGCUCUUCCACGAGAGAGGAAGUUCAAUCUCAAGUCCUUCGCACUUAAACUUCUUAAAUCUUCGAAGGUGAGGUCGGAAAUUAUCCUUGCGAGAUCAAGGAUUGUUGAUGGUGAACAUUUAGGUGUCUUGAAAUUCCAGAGAACUAGACUACACGACAAGGUGUACUUGGUGACGAAGAAUAGCAUACACGAUACAGCUUCCCCGAGCGACAUCAAUGGCGAUGCAAUAGGUGACGAUCAAGACAAUCAGGAUCCCGAUGCUCUCAUCCAACAAGUCGACAAUGAUGACGAAGAUAAAUUGAUUGAAGUUUUAGUUACCAUGAACUCUAUACGCUUGGUAGCCCCUGACGUCGUCAAGGAAUUUGAAAGGAGACAAUUGAUCGAGCAGCGACGAAAAUCUCCAAGUAAAAAGAAAUACUCGCCGCAGAAGACGACUCUUGAUCGAAUUUGGCCAGAGCUAUCACCAACAAAGAAUAGACCUCAAUCGGUCAAGGUAAUCAACGUUGAUGACGACACGGUGGAACAUGAAAGUCCAAUUAAAACGAAGUCAACGUCUUCUCCCUACAAAAAGAGAUCACCAAGGAAACAGACUUUAAGUGAAAAAUAUGAAAUCAAUCCAAAUCAAGUUCCUGUUACAGCAUUUUUCCAGCAGAGGAAGGACCCCUUUGUUGAAACACGGUCACUUUUUGUCACAGAUGAUGACAGUGGGAGUGAUAAUGAUGCCAAGAUUGAGAAGAACUACAUGAAAAUGAAAAACAUCAUUGCAGAUGGUCCCAAAUUGGCCGAGGGCACCGCUGUAAAAGCACCCGUUGAGUCGCGGCUCAGUUCACCAGAGCUGAGUCCAUCAAAGAAAUCACGCAUGAAUCUUUCCCCGGAUACUUCACCGAUGAAAGCAAAAAAAAUACCAACGAAAAAGGAUCCCUUCCUCUAA
Candidozyma auris is the source of this 2223-nucleotide messenger RNA. RefSeq names its product crossover junction endodeoxyribonuclease. Lineage: Eukaryota; Fungi; Ascomycota; Pichiomycetes; Serinales; Metschnikowiaceae. The transcript has a single exon. Gene Ontology annotation, molecular function: 5'-flap endonuclease activity; 5'-3' exonuclease activity. Gene Ontology annotation, cellular component: cytoplasm; nucleus. Bases 1 to 2223 code for a protein of 740 amino acids. The record is from RefSeq and is a predicted model, not a curated record.